ACAGAAUAUUCUAGAUAUUUCAUACUAAUUUUCAUUAUUUGAGAAGCCUUGAAAACAUACCUAGGGACUCUAUCACUCAUGAGAGAUAACUAUAUUUUGGUUAUACCUGGCUAGGACCACCAUAUUUAUCAUAGAGCUACCUGCUAGGUACCUUACCAUCACGCCCGCCGUUUCAAACUAAUCACUCAGCACUUUGAGCCGGGAGCUGAGAGUACGAGAUAAGAUGGUGCUAGCUUUUAACGUAGAGACGCUCAACGGUCUUUGCUCCAAAGAUCAGCUCGAGCUCCUCGAUUCUAUCGACCACUUGCGCCUCCAGGGCAUCGAUCACUACAUUUCUCUACCGCAGAUCAUUGUAUGCGGCGAUCAAUCUUCUGGAAAGAGCUCGGUACUCGAGGCUAUUUCAGGAGUGUUAGACAUCGGUCUUCCUCCAAGUCAGUAACUAGAGGUUUAUAAGAUCGGGAUUCGGCCCGUUAAGUCCCCGUAAGGGUCUUAUUGGCCGUUAGUCUUAGGAAUAGGACGGAUAAAGAGCUUUAUUUAUAUAUAUACCGUAUUCUCCAUAGCGAGAGUAUUAAGAGCUUUUCGCGUAA
This is a messenger RNA of Annulohypoxylon maeteangense, 587 nucleotides long. RefSeq lists its product as uncharacterized. The transcript has a single exon. Bases 224 to 439 code for a protein of 71 amino acids. NCBI's taxonomy places the organism in Eukaryota, Fungi, Ascomycota, Sordariomycetes, Xylariales, Hypoxylaceae. The record is from RefSeq and is a predicted model, not a curated record.